Molecule: messenger RNA, 1419 nt
Organism: Phytophthora infestans T30-4
Lineage: Eukaryota; Oomycota; Peronosporomycetes; Peronosporales; Peronosporaceae
Product: Amino Acid/Auxin Permease (AAAP) Family
Exons: 2
Coding region: 1-1419 (472 amino acids)
Biological process (GO): amino acid transmembrane transport
Cellular component (GO): vacuolar membrane
Molecular function (GO): amino acid transmembrane transporter activity
Source: RefSeq, a predicted model, not a curated record
AUGUCAGCUUCUUCUUCUCCUUCGGCCGUGCGAUCCCCUCUCUUCACGCUUGAGGAUGCGAAGAUCGCUUUCAACAUUUUUUGCUGUAUCUGCGGAAUCGGCUCACUCGGCAUGCCGUCCAACUACGCUCGCGCCGGCUGGGGUUACGCGACCGUCGCGUUAUUAUUCAUGGCGGUAUCGAACAUCUACGCCACCGUGCUGCUGUCAAAGGUGCUGAUGGUAGCCCCAUCUUCUGUGAAGACUUACGGUGACCUCGGCGAGUGGGUCGCCGGCAAGUGGGGCCGUUUUUUUGUGGUAGUCUCCCACAUGGGCGUUUGCCUUCUUGCUCCCUGCGCAUUCCUCGUACUUGGUGGUACGCUGCUCGACGUGCUCUUUCCCGAUUCGUUCAGUCAAACCGUGUGGAUCAUCUUCAUGGCUGCAAUGGUCAUCCCUGUGGCGUUGAUCCCCACUCUGAAAGAGAGUGCCGGCAUGGCUGUGGCGGGUUGCCUGGGCACGAUCAUCGCUGAUAUCAUCGGUGUUGCGAUUCUCCUGUACGAAGAGCGCGGUCAUCCAACGCCCCCAACGCCUGACGUAACCCUACACCAGGUGCUCACCACGUUCGGCAACCUGUCUCUCGCGUACGCCGCUGCUAUUGUGAUCCCCGACCUCCAGCGACAGCAUUCACAGCCCGAGCGCAUGCCUCGUGUCAUUGUCGUCAGCCUGGGUCUUGCCUCGGCCUUCUUUCUCGCCAUCGCUAUUAUCGGCUACGUUGCUGGUGGGUGCCAGCUCUCCGGUAAUCUGCUCUUUUCGAUCGUGAACACGUCCGACCCCUACAGCACCACCACUCUGGGUUUUACGGCGAACCGGGGAGCAGUGGUCAUGUCCUACUUAUUCAUGCAGCUUCAUCUGUCGAUCGCCUUCUCGACAAUUCUACACCCGGCGUUUUACAUGGCGGAGCGUCUCGUGUUGGGGAUGCACAAGGAUGACACGCUUCCUACUGACAGCGAGGAGCGUGAGAUUGAGAUUGAGGAGAAGAUGUCGUACCUCGAUGACCUCUCUGAGUACAAGGGCAGCGUGAAUGUGGUUCGUUACGUCCUGGUGCGUAUCGCUUUGAUAGCGAUUCUAGCUGUGGCCUCUAUCCUGCUGAAGGACCAUUUCCUCGACUUGGUGGACUUUACUGGUGCCACUGCCAUCACUGUGUGCAGUUUGAUCCUGCCGCUUAUUUUCUACGCUAAGGUGUUUUGGAGGAAGAUUCCGAUGGGGGAGAAGGCAAUUUGCAUCACGAUCUCCACAAUCUGUGGAAUCGUCGGUUGCUAUGUGAUGAUCUACGCAGGAAAAAAACUAUUCAAUCCGGAUGACGAUGGAGCCACGUUCCCGUACUGUUCAACUGAGUACCAGGACGAACCGUACUAUAUAAGGAAUAGUACUGUAUCGAACUGA